This is a messenger RNA of Lates calcarifer (barramundi perch), 4970 nucleotides long. RefSeq names its product inositol polyphosphate 5-phosphatase K (gene inpp5ja). The coding region runs from base 748 to 3189 and encodes 813 amino acids. Lineage: Eukaryota; Metazoa; Chordata; Actinopteri; Centropomidae. The transcript has 12 exons. Gene Ontology annotation, molecular function: phosphatidylinositol-4,5-bisphosphate 5-phosphatase activity; phosphatidylinositol-3,4,5-trisphosphate 5-phosphatase activity. Gene Ontology annotation, biological process: negative regulation of peptidyl-serine phosphorylation; phosphatidylinositol dephosphorylation. The record is from RefSeq and is a predicted model, not a curated record. Gene Ontology annotation, cellular component: cytoplasm; ruffle; plasma membrane.
GGUGUCGGUGAUAUACUCAGCACCCACCAAAUCUGAACAGCUGCUGUAAAGAUACUACAGAGGGAGCAGAGUGGAAGUUAAUUAUUGGCAUGCCGAUCAAUUCUCCGUAUCAGUGACGCACUAAUCAGUACGUCACUGGUGGGACAGAUGCUCAGUUAUUUUUGGUCGGCUGCACUUUAGCAGCAGAUUUUUGUUUUGCCUCCCCCUGCUCUGCCCGCCCUCCCAGGUGCUCAUAUGUUAUACCCAGAGAGCACAUUGAGUGUGUGUGAUAGAGAGAGAGGUGCGCCGUGAGCGCGCGUGAUGGGUCGGUGUACGGCCGGUGUGCAGGAGGUGCAGGAAGGAUGCUGACCGAAAAGUGCACAGCUGCUCCGUCCAACUGCGCCGCGCCACAGGCAGAUAAUAAUAAGUAAGAUGAGGUAUAAUCAGCUGCUGUGUUGUAGUACAAACAUCAACAUGCAAGAGUCCGGACGCAUCGAGUGCGACCGCCUCCUGUCCUGACAGCCCAGCGGCGCGUGACGGAGACGUCCCCCCUCCUGUCCGCGACGGGGUUAACCGACGGGGUUCUGCGUCCGUCCUGCGGGCUGGCUGGGUCGGCCUGUCUCUGGACCAUAAGUCGAUCUUGAUCGCGUUGACUGGUGCGCGAGACAAAUAGGAGCCUGAUGCUUUUCCCCUAUGUGAAUUUGUGAGAUCACCUUUGCGGUUCACCUUGGAAAUUGGUUGGGGGGAAAGUAAACGCAUGAAAGGUUGAUGGAUCGCAUGCAGCAGAAACAACUCAGCACUGACCCUUGUGGGCCCAGAGCGCAACCUGGACCCUGUGCAAUGAUUGGAGCCGGUCCAGGUUUACCUCCACAGCUUGCGAUCCAGGAUUUACCUCUCAUCAGCCCGUCAGAGGUGCUCAAGAAACAGUCUGGAUUUAGUCCCGUCGCACCCGUGAAAGUGACAGAACAAAUGCAUUCAGGGCUCACAAAGUCUGGGUCCGCUCCAGCGACGCUGACAAGCAUAAGCCGGCCAAGACCAACCGCUCUUGGGAGUAAACCCGGUCCAAAGCCGACCAGAAUCUCAGUGGACCCGUCCAAGGAAAUAGAUUUAAUCCCAGUUUGUAUCCCAAGACCUCAGAGUGCCAACGUCCUGCAGCAUUCCCCGACAGAGUCCUCCUUCCCUCUUCACAGUCCUCAGAGUCCUCACAGCCCUCAGUCUUACACCAGCCAGCCUUACCUGAGUCCCACUCCCAGCCGGCCCCAGCCUGGCCCGAACCUACCUGGCAGCCUCAGCCCCAAACCCAGCCUCAGUCCCCAGUCACAGAGGACACCCUCACCCGGGAGCUCGACACAGAGCCAAGCGCAGUCCGAGAAGUCUGGAGGAGAGAAUAAUGACUUCAGGGUGUAUAUUGUCACAUGGAACGUGGGAUCGGCUGUCCCACCAGAUGACAUCACUUCUCUGUUUGGACCAAAUGUUUCAGAUGGGAGCGUUGACAUGUUUGUCAUCGGACUCCAGGAGGUCAACUCCAUGAUAAACAAGAGGCUGAAGGAUGUUCUCUUUUCAGACCAGUGGAGUGAGCUCUGCAUGGACACACUCAGCCCUUUUGGAUACGUUUUGGUUGCGUCUCAGCGCAUGCAGGGAGUGCUGCUGCUGGUUUUCUCCAAAUUCUGCCAUCUUCCGUUCCUCCGAGGUGUGCAGACAGAGAGCACACGCACAGGACUUGGGGGAUAUUGGGGGAAUAAAGGGGGUGUCAGCGCGAGGAUGACAGUGUUUGGCCACCCAGUGUGCUUUCUCAACUGUCACCUGCCAGCUCACAUGAGAAACCUGGAGCAGCGGAUGGAGGAUUUUGAAAGCAUCCUGCAGCAGCAGCAGUUUGAAGGAGGAACAGCCACUGGUGUACUCGACCACGACGUUGUGUUUUGGUUUGGAGAUUUAAAUUUCCGUAUUGAAGACUAUGACAUCCAUGUGGUGAAAUGUGCCAUCGACAGCAACAAGCUGCCUCUUCUGUGGGAGCGGGAUCAGCUCAACAUGGCUAAAAACACAGAGUCCAUCCUGGAAGGCUUCAUGGAGGGACCGCUUAAAUUCCCACCUACUUAUAAGUUUGAUGUGGGCACUCAUACGUACGACACCAGUGCUAAGAAGAGGAAACCUGCCUGGACAGAUCGCAUCCUCUGGCGCCUUCGACGCACCGGCUCCCCAGUUCCUACCCACAAUGCAGCACUGCAGCGUGGUCUGACCUCGUGGUUGGGUGGGGCAACUAAAGUGACGCAGCACACAUACCGAAGUCACAUGGGCUACACCAUCAGCGACCACAAGCCUGUCUCUGCCCUGUUUUCCCUUCAUUUCCCAUUUAAAGUGGAUAUGCCCCUGGUGGAGCUGCAGGUAAACAAGGAGUGGUGUAAAGUCUCAGAUUCCACAGUCAGGUUCACUGUUGCAUCAACUUAUCAGCGCAGCACAUGGGACUGGGUAGCAAUAUACAAGGUUGGAUUCAGACAUCACAAAGAUUACCAGGCUUAUGUGUGGGCCAAGGGAGAGCAUGCAACACAGGUGGGUCAGAUACUGAAACUCACAAAUGUGUUUUGUGCCACAGCUGAACUCGCUGCUGAAUGUUUUUUUCUUUCCCUCUCUCCCCAGGUGACAUUUUCUGAGGAAGAUUUGCCAAGAGACGACUGUGAAUAUAUCCUGGGUUACUACAGCAAUAACAUGAACAGUAUCGUUGGAUUGUCAACACCCGUUCAGAUCAAGAUACCAGUCCACAGCCCCACCAUGCAUCGAACUGACAGCUCCGAUGUCAGCUCAGAAGAUGACAGCACUCUUGUCCUGCUAGCUCCAAACUCCCGCAGCCCAAGCCCUAAAACCGGCAAGCACCACCAUCGCCACCGGCGCAGCCGCAGCCCUGCGGUUCCCACUCUUUCCUCCAACCCCCUCCCCUCCUUGCAAGGCCUUAGCCUCUGUCCUCGCUCUAAAGAAAGCCAGUCACGAAGCCGCUCACCCUGCUCUGCUGCUAAGAAGGAACGGCUGGUCUCCCCUGACGCAGUGCCGACGCCCACCAUCAGCCCGCUCAGUCCUCGCAGCCCCGUGUCCCCAGGUAGUGGUGUGACUGCACCGGAGGCCCUGAUCGCUGCCAUCUUAGGCGAACACAGACCAGCUCAGGUCAGCCCCACAGGGGUCAAACAGAUAGGGAAAGCAGGGGAAACAGACACUGCAUAGAAAUAAACAUCAGUAGUUAAGGCAGGUACUGUGCAAGAAGAACCCAUGCAUUCAGAGUCUGAUCUGACUCUGUCACUGUCACUGUGCUCAUAGAAGCAGCACAUUUAAUGACUCCUAAUGUAGUUUGCAAACAUUCCACAUUGUAGCCCUGCAGUUCUCUGUUUCUGAAUCUACCAUCAUCUCAUACACUGUGUGUAUCUUGGAGUCAAAGAUGUGUCCAGACUCCUGAUGACAAGUGCUUUUAUAGACUCAUAAGCUAUAUAAUUGUGCAAACAAACAUAUUGAAUGUGAAACCAAAGUCAGAGUAAACCUGUGAUGGAUUGGCAGCAAUAUGGAUCAAUGUAAACAGUCUUCAAUCAAAACAAGGACCCUGGACCAGAAGUAUUGAUGGUAUCAUAGUUCACAGUGGAGAGAGAGACUGUUUGUGUGUAUGUGUGUGUGUUUGUGUUUGUGUGUGGGUUUGUGUAGGCCUAUGUGUUAAAACAUAAAUGUGUGAAACAUGCAUUUUGGACCAGAAGAUGAUUUCAAAUUUUAACUCUAUAGUUCUCGGUCUGUAUUCAUGAAAUCAGUCUAAUGUAUCCAAGAAUAGAGACAGAGCGUUUUACCGCCUCAAUCAAUCUGAAGUGUAUGUGCGACCAUGUGACUUGAACAGUAAUCUUAGAUCAAUGCUCUUACUCUUAGCAGCUUUGUGAAUACAGCCCCUGUUCUAUAGAGCUCAGUGAGUGGAUGUUUAGACUAAUGUGAUCGUUUUGCUUAAAGGAAACUACUGUUAUUUAUCUGUGUGAGUGUGCAAAUAAAAAAAAAACAGAACAAGCAGAAAACUAACCAGAGAAAAUGCUGUUUGUUGGAUAAACACAAAAAAUAGCAUUUACAUGACUCAAGUCACAUAAUGAUUUGAGUCAGACUAGAGUUAUAAAUUGAAUGACUUUUGACAAAAUUAAAAAAGACUUGCAAUCAAAUCAGUGACUUCACAUUGACUUUUAACCCUCUGCACCAAAUCUGACUGUUGUUUAUAAUUCCUGAAAUGGCAUUUAAGAUGUGGGCUUGACUCAGGACUUCCAAAAUUUGAGACUUACUUGUGACUUGUGACAAAACGCAGACUUUGUCUCAUCUUUCCAUGUGAGUGUAAUCUACAUACAUAUCUUUUUAUUUCUGUGCCAUGCCAAUACAUUUGGCCCAUCCCAACCAUACAUCUUCUUCCGCUAAAGCAUAUACAAAGCAUGUGGGACAAGGGAAAGAAAAUAAACACACACAAAACACAAAAUCCCAAAUCAACUAUUCACAUAAAAAAUUUACAUACUGACUGAUUCAAUAAAGAGAUUUUUUUUCCCUUCUCCCAGAUAACCGGCUGCCUUAUGACUAAUGUUUCAUAUGUGAACAGAAAACUCAGUCUGUGCAUUAUUACAAAAUCAAUAUCUACUUUUAUCUUCAGUUCACAGUAGAAAGGACAGCAGAAAACAAAAUAAAACUUAUUUUUAUAUCAUUCAGGCAGCACAUUGGACAGAUCUGCUUUUCUCCCUCUAGAUUAAUGUAACAUCUGGUUUCAACAGUCAGGUAAAUACCAGAUCUCAGCUGAGCACAUAGAGAUUUGGCUUUUUAAACAAACUGAAACUCUGUAUCAUAUUCAGCUUUUAUCGUCAUAAAAAUAUGAAAUUUUGGCUUUUCAUUAUUAAAACCCUGAGUUGAAAAACAAUGUGCACACCUACAUGUUGUACUGCAGGGGUUUAGAAGUGUUGUGAAAGAGAAGGAAAAAUGUUCUGUGAGUUGGAACUUUUCUACAG